This is a messenger RNA of Nerophis ophidion (straightnose pipefish), 7364 nucleotides long. RefSeq names its product proline rich 15 like b (gene prr15lb). The record is from RefSeq and is a predicted model, not a curated record. Bases 479 to 808 code for a protein of 109 amino acids. The transcript has 2 exons. Lineage: Eukaryota; Metazoa; Chordata; Actinopteri; Syngnathiformes; Syngnathidae.
AGUAGUGCAAACACAAAGAUGACUUUAUUCGCAGUCCAAAUUCCACAUUAGAGCGAAUGAGCUUUUUUUUUUUGUUGUUCAAGAGAAUUUGUAAUGUGUUUGGAAAGCUGCUGCACUCUCAAGUUCUCCUCGGCUUUUUUGUGUUGUUUUUUUUUUGUCAGGAAUCUAGGUGGACUGGAGGAAGGUCCCACUGAGUCACCGUCACACACUCCUGCACCCGGCUGGGCAGGAUCAAGGUGUGUGUGUGUGUGGGAGAGUGAGUGAGUGUGUGUGUUUGUAUGUGUGUGUGUGUGUGUGUGUGAGAGAGAGAGAGAGACUACAGGGUGAUGAGCAGAUGAGAUGCAGACAGAAAGACGAAGAUGUUGAUCACCUGACAAGAAGAAGACAGAAAGGAGGGAAAGAAACCUCAACUAUGACGGGACACACUCUUGUCUGAUAUUCUUCUUUGCCAACGAGGUCCCGCGUCCUCGCCGUCGCCAUGGCCGACCCCAGCUGGUGGAAGCUGACCUUCUCCCGCAAGAAGAAGUCCGAGUCCAAGGUCCUGUACGAGAUCCCGGCCGAGCACGGCAGCAACACCAAGGCGGAGCCCGGCGGCGGUCCCGUCGCUCCCGAGGCGCCAGACGGCCAGUUCAGCGCCCGGCUGGAGAAGAUGGUGGACAAGUCGGCCGCCAGGGGGCGCCACGUCAAGGUCUCCCACUCGGGUCGCUUCCAGGAGAAGAAGAGGGUCCGGGCCACGCUGGCCGAGAACCCGGACCUGUUUGCCGAGCAGAACCUGGCCGAGCAGAACCACAAGACGACGGACAAGUAGCGAGGCGAUAAGACGCGUUGGGGGGUCUAAAAAGGUGCACGCCGGCACUGCGGUGCACUGGACCGGCGCCACAGCCAAUUAUUGAUCCCCCGUGUGGUCUUCAGACUUUUUUUUAUUUUCCAAAUCAAAUCCAGCAGCACCAAAAUUCCAUGUAGUACAUAUGAAACAUGAAAAAUAUGUAUUUUGUUUACUCAAAAACAAUGUGACGUCCUCUCUCUUUAGGCCUUGUUCCACGCUUUUGCUGACUCAGCAAGGCGUCUGUCGUUGCUUCUGUUGCCAUGGCGACGGUAAGCACACACUGUCACUUGAUACACUUGCAGCCCUCAUCAUCAUCAUCAUCAUCCGCAUCACAACUGACACCUUCUGGCCACAAACUGCACUCAGACUUCAAUUACAAAAAUUAUUAUUAUUAUGGCACGGCUAAUUGAAACAUUUAGAUACCGAUCAAGCGUGUCACAUGACCACAGCCGAUGGCGGUCCUUCACGGGGACAAUCUCUGGUAAACCCAGCCGCCCUCGCCACGGUGCUGGUAUUCGCCCGGCUCGGCCUCGGCGUCUAGUCUGGUGAAGACGAUGCGGUCGUGGAGUCUGUUGGUCUGACCCUGCCAGAACUCCAUCAGGUGGGGCUUCACCAUGUAGCCCCCCCUGGUGGACACAAAGAAUACACGCGACUGUUAAACACUUUAGUGCAGAUGAACAUCAUGCUGAACCCUUAGUUCCACCAGCUGUUAGCACUUUAGCACCUGUACAGACUUGCAUAUAUAGUUCCAGGCAGGUUCGCUAGCAUGCUAAAGCACCGGUGCCACCAGCUGUUAGCACUUUAGCACCUGUGCAGACUUACAUAUAUAGCUCCAGGCAGGUUUGCUAGCAUGCUAAGGCGCCAGUGUCACCAGCUGUUAGCACUUUAGCACCUGUGCAGACUUACAUAUAUAGCUCCAGGCAGGUUCGCUAGCAUGCUAAAGCGUAGGUGCCAUCAGCAGAUAGCGCUUUAGCACCUACGCAGAUCAACAUGAUAGCUCCAGGCAGGUUAGCAAGUGUGCUAAAGCCUCACUGCCACCAGCUGUUAGCACUUUAGCGCCUGUGCAGACUACCAAAUAGAGCUCCAGGCAGGUUAUCUAGAAUGCUAUUUAGUGCCACCAGCUGUUAGCACUUUAGCACCUGUGCAUAUCAACAUGUUAGCUCCAGGCAGGUUAGCAAGUGUGCUAAAGCCUCACUGCCACCAGUUGUUAGAACUUUAGCGCCUGUGCAGACCAACAAAUAGAGCUCCAGGCAGGUUAUCUAGAAUGCUAUUUAGUGCCACCAGCUGUUAGCACUUUAGCACCUGUGCAGACUUACAUAUAUAGCACCAGGCAGGUUCGCUAGCAUGCUAAAGCGCCAGUGCCACCAGCUGUUAGAACUUUAGCACCUGUGCAGACUCACAUAUACAGCUCCAGGCAGGUUCGCUAGCAUGCUAAAGGGUUGGUGCCACCAGCAGUUAGCGCUGUAGCACCUACGCAGAUCAAUAUGAUAGCUCUAGGCAGGUUAGCAAGUGUGCUAAAUCCUCACUGCCACCAGCUGUUAGCACUUUAGCAACUUUGCAGACUAACAAAUAGAGCUCCAGGCAGGUUAUCUAGAAUGCUAUUUAGUGCCACCAGCUGUUAGCACUUUAGCACCUGUGCAGACUUACAUAUGUAGCUCCAGGCAGGUUCGCGAGCAUGCUAAAGCAUCGUUGCCACAAGCAAUUAGCGCUUUAGCACCUGCGCCGAUCAACAUGAUAGCUCCAGGCAUGUUAGCUAAUAUGCUAAAGCCUCAAUUCCACCAGCUGUUAUCACUUUAUUAUAUGUUCAGACUAACAUGGUAGCUCCAGGCAUGUUAGCUAAUAUGCUAAAGCCUCACUUCCACCAGCUGUUGUCACUUUAUUAUAUGUUCAGACUAACAUGGUAGCUCCAGGCAUGUUAGCUAAUAUGCUAAAGCCUCACUUCCAACAGCUGUUAUCACUUUAUUAUAUGUGCAGACUAACAUGAUAGCUCCAGGCCUUUAAGUAGCAUGCUUAAACCUUGGUGCAACCAGCUGUUAACACUUUAGCAUCCGUGUGCAGAGUAAUAUGACAGGUCAAGGGAGGUUAGCUGACAUGCAAAAGUGUCAAUGCCACCAACUGUUAGCACUUUAGCACCUGUACAGGCAAUCCUUAUAGCUCUAGACAGGUUAGCCGGCAUGCUAAAUGUUCUCUGAUAUGAGCUGUUAGCACUUAAACAACUGCGGACUAACGUGAUAAAUCCAGGCAGGUUGCUAGCAUGCUAAAGCUUUGGUACCACAUGUUAGCACUUCAGCACCUGAGCAAAUCAACAUGAAAGCUGAAGGCAGGUUACUAGCAAGCUAAAGAUUCACUGCCACCAGCUGUUAGCAUUUGUGCACUUUUGCAGACUAACAUGAUAGCUCCAGGCAAGUUAUAUAGCAAUGCUAAAUCUUCUCUGACACCUGCUGUUAGCACUUAAACAACGGGAGAUUAACACGAUAGCUCCAGGCAGUUUAACUAGCAUGCUGAAUCUGACAGCAAGUGUUGUUAGCACUUUAGCAAACACAAAAACUCCAGGUACGUUGCUAGCAUGCUAAAGCCUCACUGCCACCAGCAGUUAGCAUGGUCAACAUGAUAGCUCAAUGCAGAUUAGCAAAUGUGCUAAAGCAUCUGUGCCACCACCAAGCUAUAGAUGUCUUACAACCUAGUAAUUGGCAUGUUGGCUGAAAAGUCGCGAGAUGGAGAGUUAUGUGGAGAUUGCACAUCAACAACAAACUCUUUCUCAGCGUCUUACUGUUCCUGUUCCCGGCCUCUCACCCCACGUCAGCUGCUCCUAACGAGGACAAUGAUGGAAAAUGGAAAGAAAACUCACCAGUAGUCAGGCAUCGGCACUUGUGUGUCCUUGUACUUCUCCUCCAGUUCUGCAUUCUUCUCCCUCAGGUACUACAAGAACAUAAAUCCGACAUGCUACCUGUUAGCAUUAGCGAUUUUACAUGGCGAUUUCAACACCUCUAAAUGUGUUAAUGAAAACUACAACUAAGAUGCACGUUACAAUCAAACAGCUGGUUUGUAAUAAGUUCAAUACUUACAGUAUUUACACUUUGUAGGACUCAACAAAAAAGACUGUCACAUUCAACCUAAUGGAAAAGACUACUUCCUGGCUAGCAUAAAACGUCUUGUAAUGUUACAAUUUUACAUGCCAACAAAGCAAGAAGAAAGUGUUCAAAAGUACAGAGGGGAUCCCCUUUUCAAAAUGCGCUAACUUAAUGCCAAUUUACAUUGGAUUUACCAAAGACAUGUUAUUAAUUAGCAUUAGCGAUUUUAUAUGGCGAUUUUAACACCUCCAAAUGUGUUAAUGAAAACUACAACUAAGAUCCACGUUACAAUCAAACAGCUGGUUUGUAAUAAGUUCAAUACUUACAGUAUUUACACUUUGUAGGACUCAACAACAACAAAAACUGUCACAUUCAACCUAAUGGUAAAGACUACUUCCUGGCUAGCAUAUAACAUCUUCUAAUGUUACUAUUUUACAUGCCAACAAAGCAAGAACAAAGUGUUCAAAAGUACAGAAGGGCUUCCCUUUUCAAAAUGCGCUAGCUCAAUGCUAAUUUACAUUGGAUUUGCCAAAGACAUGCUACCAAUUAGUAUUAGCGAUUUUGCAUGGCGAUUUAAACCCCUCCAAAUGUGUUAAUGAAAACUACAACUAUAAUGCACAUUACAAUCAAACAACUGGUGUGUAAUAAGUACAAUACUUACAGUAUCAACACUUUGUAGGACUCAACUAAAGACUGUCACAAAAACAUAAUGGCAAAGACUACUUCCUGGCUAGCAUAAUGUCUUCUAAUGUUACAAUUUUACAUGCCAACAAAUCAAGAAGAAAGUGCUGAAAUAGUAGGGCUGCCCUUUUCAAAAUGUGUUAGCUCAAUGCUAAUUUACAUUGGAUUUACCAAAGACAUGCUACCAGUUAGCAUUAGCAAUUUUACAUGGCGAUUUCAACACCUCCAAAUGUGUUAAUGAAAACUACAACUAAGAUGCACGUUACAAUCAAACAGCUGGUUUGUAAUAAGUUCAAUACUUACAGUAUUUACACUUUGUAGGACUCAACAAAAAAAAACCUGUCACAUUCAACCUAAUGGUAAAGACUACUUCCUGGCUAGCAUAUAACAUCUUCUAAUGUUACUAUUUUACAUGCCAACAAAGCAAGAAGAAAGUGUUCAAAAGUACAGAAAGGCUUCCCUUUUCAAAAUGCGCUAGCUCAAUGCUAAUUUACAUUGGAUUUGCCAAAGACAUGCUACCAAUUAGUAUUAGCGAUUUUGCAUGGCGAUUUAAACACCUCCAAAUGUGUUAAUGAAAACUACAACUAUAAUGCACAUUAUAAUCAAACAACUGGUGUGUAAUAAGUACAAUACUUACAGUAUCAACACUUUGUAGGACUCAACUAAAGACUGUCACAAAAACAUAAUGGUAAAGACUACUUCCUGGCUAGCAUAAUGUCUUCUAAUGUUACAAUUUUACAUGCCAACAAAUCAAGAAGAAAGCGCUGAAAUAGUAGGGCUCCCCUUUUCAAAAUGUGUUAGCGCAAUGCUAAUUUACAUUGGAUUUACCAAAGACAUGCUACCAGUUAGCAUUAGCAAUUUUACAUGGCGAUUUCAACACCUCCAAAUGUGUUAAUGAAAAAUACUACUAAGAUGCACGUUACAAUCAAACAGCUGGUGUUUACAAAGUACAGUACUUACAGUAUUAACACUUUGUGGGACUCAACAAAAGACAAGACUGUCACAUUCAACCUAAUGGCAAAGACUACUUCCUGGCUAGCAUAAAACAUAUUCUAAUGUUACAAUUGUACAUGCCAACAUUGCAAAAAGAAAACGCUCUAAAGUACAGUUAGACUCCCCUUUUCAAAAUGCGCUAGCUCAUUGCUAAUUUACAUUGGAUUUGCCAAAGACAUGCUACCAAUUAGCAUUAGUAAUUUUACAUGGCGAUUUCAACACCUCCAAAUGUGUUAAUGAAAACUACAACUAAGAUGCACAUUACGAUCAAACAGCUGGUGUUUACUAAGUACAAUACUUACAGCAUCAACACUUUGUAGGACUCAACUAAAGACAAGACUGUCAUAUUCAACCUAAUGGCAAAGACUACUUCCUGGCCGACAUAAAACAUAUUCUAAUGUUACAAUUGUACAUGCCAACAAUGCAAAAAGAAAACGCUCUAUAAAGUACAGUUGGACUCCUCUUUUCGAAAUGCGCUAGCUCAAUGCUAAUUUACAUUGGAUUUGCCAAAGACAUGCUACCAAUUAGCAUUAGCAAUUUUACAUGGCGAUUUCAACACCUCCAAAUGUGUUAAUCAGAUGCACGUUACAAUCAAACAGCUGGUGUUUACGAAGUACAGUACUUACAGUAUUAACACUUUGUAGGACUCAACAAAAGACAAUACUGUCACAUUCAACCAAAUGGAUUUACCAAAGACAUGCUACCAAUUAGCAUUAGCAAUUUUAAACGAAGAUUUCAACACCUCCAAAUGUGUUAAUGAAAACUACAACUAAGAUGCACAUUACAAUCAAACAGCUGGUGUGUAAUAAGUACAAUACUUACAGAAUUAACACCUUGUAGGACUCAACUAAAGACUGUCACAUUCAACCUAAUGGCAAAGACUACUUCCAGGUUAGCACACAUAUACAUUACUGCCAUAUAAGAUUAUGGAUUUUAAAGAAAGAACAUUUAUCAACACAUUUGAACACACACAAAAGCACCAAAAGUUGGUACCUUUGUGUACAACUAAUUUUUCAGCGCUACAAAUCCUUACGUCUCUGUUGGGGACCGGCGUGCUCUGUCGGCUCACCACGGCGCCGACCUGGCUGCUCUUGGGCCGCGAGUGGAAGUAGUCGCAGGAACUCUGGUAGGGGAUGCGCUCCACCUCGCCCUCGAUGCGGAUCUAGCAGGACCAGGAGGUCAUGUGUCGGGGACGUGAUCAGAACAAGGUGGACGUCUCACCUGUCGGUUGAGAGGCUCCCAGUAGAAGACCAAGCAGGCGUGAGGGUUGCUCUCCUGUGUGAGGGACAACAAUCUUGGCUCACCGACGCUUCCUUGGCCAUCAUUUCGCUGGAGAGCACACAACUCACCAGCUCCUUGCCCUUACGGCUCUCGUAGUUGCUGAAGAAGCGGAAGCCGUCGCCGCUGUAACCUUUGAGCAGAACCAUGCGGGCCGACGGGUGGCCAUCCCUGUACGAGCACACCCAAAUAUUAGGUGCACCCUCGGAGCACUGGGGUAAAGUGGCCGGAGCCUUACUUGGUCGCCGUGGCGAUGCACAUGGCGUUGGCCUCCCCGAUCUCAGGACACUUGGUGGCUUCUUCGAACCAGCUCCCAAACUGCUUGAUCGGGUCGAGAGACACCAGCUGGCUCUCUUCGAAACACUGCCGACACAAUCGUGAGCAGUGAACGCAGCACGGAGAGCGCCGUGCAGACCCUGAAGGCUUCAUUGGUCUGUCACUGAUAUUUUUGUGUCAUGAAUAGGACAUUAAAAAGAAAAGAUUGAUUUAUUUGAACUUGAAAUGUAUAUUUUUUU